AUGGUGAUAAUAGACAACUUAUCAAAAUCAGACACCCAGCUUCUGAGUUUAAUAUCUUCAACCUACAAGCUCUUCGGACUAGCGCCAGUUUCUGUGCGAGAGUAUCCAACCUACCGGAACCACAAGAAAGAAAUUGCCAUAGAAUUUACUUCAACUUCCUCAGCACUGAUCAUAAACUCUCUUGGGCUGCUAAUCCUGCUGCCCUUCGAAGUGUUCUACCUGUACGGAAAGUUCACCAAAGACUUGGAAGAAGAAUCGCGCCUUCGCCACCACUUCGACAUCUUCUUCAGGAUCAACGUGAUCUUCAUCCAGAUCCUGCUGAUUUUAAUCUUCAGCAUCAAGCGCCGGGAGAUCGCGGGGAUUUUAAACAGCCUGCUGUCUUUUGAAAGCGAGCUGGUGAGGAAUUUAAGGGACCUGGACCAGCUGCACACUGGCCAGCAUCAUCAACUGGCAAUUUUCACAGCUUAUUUACUAAUCAGCUCGGUGCUGCUGUUCAACAAGCUGAUGGUCCAAGACACUCUUCAAGCUGUUGCAAACGUACUUCCAAAAUUCGUUAUCAGGAACUUGAUGAUCCAGUACUCGAUUUUGUUGAUAUUCAUCAAGAAGAAGUACUUCAGCUUGAACGAGUCGCUUUUGGUAUUAACCAACCGCAGCGGACAAUUGUGCUAUCCAUUUAUUUCUAAAAUUGAUCCUCCGUCGGAGGAAACUGUUUUAGACUUCGUGGUCUUUAUUAGAAAGUCUUACUACAGCUUGAGCGGAAUUAGCAACAGCAUAGCACAAUUCUACUCUGUUACUAUAUUGGUUUCUUUAUUGUACUACUGUUUAGGCGCUAUUUAUGUUGGAUACCUCUUUGUGUCUUCUAUUAGGGAUUAUUUGGUUGAUAAAACUGGAGGGAAGAUUCCUGAUUGCAUUGAUCAUGGGCUGCUUUUUAUAACGUGCAUUUAUCCUACUGUUAUUCUGGCUAAUUCUGUGACGGCUGUUUUAGAAGAGAUAAAAAGAACAAGCAAGAUAAUUUACCAACUAGCUUCAGUGUACUCUAAAAACACCGGAAUAUCCUACGAGCUAGAACAAUUUUCCAUGGAACUAUUUCACCAAAACGUCUCCUUUUCCGCCUUCGAAAUGGUUCCUUUGGACAACAGUCGACUUACUUCAAUCACCGCUUCAGUGAUCACAUAUUUAGUGAUCCUCAUUCAGUUCAAUUAUAAUUUGGAUAUAGAUGACGCUUAAAGUUGCGCAAUUAAAAUCAUAAAUAUAAUUUAAAUAAAUUUUUUUAUAUUAUGUUGAAUUUGUAAGUUGAGUUUAGGAAUAACUAGUUUUCUCCCCACUGAAAUUUUUUAGAUAAGGAUAACUUAUCUGAAAAUUAAGGUAUUGUUUUCUGAUUUAACUUUCGAAUAGAUAAAAUAUAUCACGCUUGGCAGUAAUGACUCCGACGCGACAAUAGUAACAGGUACAAAAUGGCAAGUUCAUUUUACCUUAAAGUAAACUUGAUAGAAGCAGCUGAAAAAUCGCAGACGGACUUGCUCAAAAAAAUAGUUUCAUCAAACAUAACCUCGUACCCGCAAUGGCGAAGUGACAACGGGUACGAAUUUCUCCGCGCAUUGGUCAAAAAAAAUUAUUCUGCUUUAACCGAGCUAAUUUUGUUAAAAAACCCGGAUGUAAACAAUUCCGAAGAUAUAGACAAUGCUACGCCAUUGCAAAUAGCGGUAAAGAAUCAAAAUUUGGCGAUUGUCAGGCUUCUGAUCCAAAAUGGCGCAGAUGUAAACCCUAAAGCUCGCGAAUCUGCGAACCCUCCGCUCGCUAUUGCUUAUAAAAGUCUCUAUUUGCUUGAAAAAGAGAAGGAAAUUUAUCAAAGAUUGAAAAUUGAAAGCCAAUCUUUGCCUUUUUCCGCGGAAAUCGUCAGCGGAGUGAUGAAGCGCCGCUGUUUUAUCAACGAUCGGUUGUUUGAAAAUGCGCGGGAAAUUUUUGAGCUCUUACUUAGGCACGGCGCUAGUGUCAAUGUUAAAUAUGGCAGAAAGAAGAAUCUUCUUGUCGACGCGGUCAGAUAUCGGGACACUAUUUUUAUAAAAAUGAUCCUGGAAAAUUAUUGGCCGGAUUUUAAUGUCACUUUUGAGGAAAAUUGCUCGCUUUUUGAUGUGAUUUUAAGCGAGAAAUAUUUAAAUAAAAUUUCUAAGGAGAAGAUGUAUGAUUUGUAUGAGUUUAAAUUUAAUAUUAACGAAGUUGUUAAGAUUUUUAUCCGCCAUAUUGUCAAACUUGAGAGUAUAAAGGCUCUGAAAUUGUCUGAAGGAAAUGAAAAAGCCAUUUCUAUGAUUGAUAAGAUUGUAUUUUAUAGGAAUAAAUGCAGAGAAGAAGUUUCUAAGAUGAAGAAAGAUUUUUUUUAUGUUAAUCAAGAUUUGUGUGUUUAUACCGUUUUAAUUUCUAACCUUAAUUUUGUGGAGUUUGUUAACAGUGAGGUUAUGGAAGAAGUUAAGACUAAGGAGUUUAAAUGCGAGUAUCCGAUUUAUGCUAAUGAUCUUAUUGAACGAUUGAUGAUUGUUUGGGAACGAAGAAAAGGGUGUGAAAAUAUUUGAGUUAAUUUUAAAAAAU
Cotesia glomerata is the source of this 2583-nucleotide messenger RNA. RefSeq lists its product as uncharacterized. Gene Ontology annotation, biological process: sensory perception of taste. Lineage: Eukaryota; Metazoa; Arthropoda; Insecta; Hymenoptera; Braconidae. The transcript is spliced from 5 exons. Gene Ontology annotation, cellular component: axon; membrane; dendrite. Bases 1 to 1227 code for a protein of 408 amino acids. The record is from RefSeq and is a predicted model, not a curated record.